This is a messenger RNA of Pantherophis guttatus, 3050 nucleotides long. Lineage: Eukaryota; Metazoa; Chordata; Lepidosauria; Squamata; Colubridae. The record is from RefSeq and is a predicted model, not a curated record.
GUCAAAUGCCUUUUUUCCAUCAGAUGCUUCCAAAAAAUGGGAUCCAGUAUCCAGGAAUUGUCCAACUCCUCCUCCAUUUCAGUUGGACUUUGAUUGGUCUCUUUCCACCGGACACAGAGGAGGGAGAGAAUUUCAUGAGAACUUUCACUCCUAUGCUUGUCAGAAAUGGAAUUUGUGUAGUUAUCUCACAACAAUUCUCAUUGACUAGACCUACAGAACCUCUCAGAAAUGCCAUCUCUAAGUGGAGAAAAGUCAAUGUCUUUGUUCACUUCAUAGAAUUUGCUUCCAUUGUGGAUAGAAUUCGCCACAUCCAUUUAGCAAUUGAAGGUUUGUCAGGACCCAUUGAAGGGAAAGUCUGGAUCACCACAAUUGUGGAGAAAUUGACAAUUACAAGGCAUACAGAUUUCAAAUAUAUCCAUAGUAUUUGGGUCUUUGCUUUUCAGGAAAGAAAAUGGCUAAAUGAUGAUGCCUUUCAACCCAGUCUUUUUAAGGAUUCCAAAUUUGAAGACCAGUCUUUUCGCUGUUCUUUUUCAAAGCAUGUUCUUUCUGUCAAGGGCCGGAGACAAUGCACCCAGAUAGCACCACUGGACAUGCAAGAGAAAAAGAAUAGAAUUCAGAUACAAAAUGACCACCGUUUUUACAGUGUUGUUAAGACUCUGGCCCAUGUCUUGAAUGUUGCAUAUUCCUCAAUAUCUAGGAGGAGAAAAACGGAGAAGAAAGAGAGAUUGAGGGCUCCAAGGCUAGAGCCAUGGCAGUUCCAUCCCUUUCUGGAGAAGAAUGAGUUUUGCAAUUUUUCCUGGGAGAAACUGUACUUGGACCAAAGUGGAAAUGUAGCAGCAGAUCUGAAUAUCAUAAGUUGGUUGCUUUUCCCCGAGGAGGAUACCAUCAAAGAGCAACUGGGGAGUUUUGAAAGACAGAGGCUUAUUAUCGACCAAGAUGCUCUUUCACGGCUAAAGUUGCUCAACAAGUCUCUGCCUCAGUCCAAAUGUGUGGAGAAGUGUCACCUUGGAUUUGUAAAACGGGCUCGGAAAGAAGAACCCAUUUGCUGCUAUGAUUGUAUUCCUUGUCCGGAGGGGACCAUCUCCACACAGGAAGAUACUGAAAAAUGCACCAAGUGCCCAGAUGAUAAAUAUCCCACUGAUGACAGAAUCCAAUGUAUCCCCAAAAGAAUAGCUUUCCUGUCCUAUGAAGAACUUCUGGGCAUCAUCCUGGUCUCCUUUGCUGUACUCUUGUUUCUAACAACAGGCUUUGUUUUAGUCAUAUUUGUUAAAUACCUAGAAACUCCCAUUGUCAAAGCUAACAACCGUGACCUGUCCUACAUCCUCCUGGUUUCCCUCUUACUUUGUUUCUUGUCCUCCUUUUUCUUCAUUGGCCGACCAAGGAAAGCCACCUGCCUUCUCCGACAAACAAUGUUCAGCAUCAUCUUCUCAGUAGCUGUGUCUUGUGUGUUAGCCAAAACAAUCAUGGUAGUGCUGGCCUUCCUGGCCACGAAACCAGGGAACAGGGUGAGGAGAUGGUUGGGGAAGAGCUUGGCCAACUCCAUCAUCCUUUCUGGCUCUGCUGGAAAAAUUGUAAUUUGUGGAAUCUGGCUGGGAGUUUCUCCUCCGUUUCCUGAUUUUGACCUGCACUCCCAAUCAGGAGUGAUCAUCCUUCAGUGCAAUGAAGGCUCUGUGACCAUGUUUUAUGUGGUUCUCUGCUACAUGGGUUUCCUUGCUGCCAUUUGCUUCACAGUGGCUUUCCUGGCCAGGAACCUGCCUGGGGCCUUCAACGAAGCCAAACUGAUCACCUUCAGCAUGCUGGUCUUCUGCAGCGUCUGGAUCUCCUUCCUGCCCACCUACUUGAGCACCAAAGGGAAAUACAUGGUGGCCGUGCAGGUUUUCUCCAUCUUGGCUUCUGGGGCUGGCCUGCUGGGCUGCAUCUUCUUCCCCAAGUGCUACAUUAUCAUCCUGAGACCAGAUCUAAAUACUAAGGAACAUUUAAUGAUAAAAGUCGGUAUCUGAUCGUGAAGUAGUUUCUUAGGGUCAUAACAAUUAAUUAUUUAUUGCACUUAUUAUUGAGUUUGUAUGCUUCUUUUGACAAUUAAGGUUAUUUAAAAUCAAAAGAAAUAAACAUACAAAAAAUGUAAGACUAACAUAAGAUAAUCAUCAAAGUGUAAAAUAAAUGAAUUAAUAAUUUAAAUUGUCAUGAAAUUAGGAAAGGACAAGAUAAGAAAGGAGAUUUUAUUAUUGUAUAGGACUGACUGACUGAAUAAAUAAACAGACAAAUGUUUGAAACAAGUUUACCAAUCAGUGGGUUUUUUAGGAAUAUGACUAUUACCUAAUUUGUUGGGUUGGCAAUAUAUAAACCAUCAAUGUAUGUUUGAAGUGUAUUCUAUUGUAUUGUAUAGCUUUAAGACUGCUGUAUUGCAUCAUACUUUGUCCUGGUUAGCUCUGUUGCCAAUGUCCUUAAGAGAGAGCUAGAAACAUGGUUUCAAGUUUCGAGGUCGUCUCAAAUAAAUUGCAUUUCAGACAAAGUCUUUGAAGGAAAACUCCUAUUUAUUAAGCACAACAUUCUAAAAUCUGACUCCAUUGAAUCCAACACUGGCUUCCACACCUAAAACCCUCCCUUUCCAUUCCCCACUCCCCUGCACUCAUUGGCCAUCUUCCAAGUCAUUCUACCGUAAUCUACCGCUCCAGCUCAAAGGAAUUUCCCCCCUCCCAUCCCAUAUCCUAGGGGAUAUUAUCUCCAGGGAAAAUAAGUAGGUGAAAAGUCAAACGUCCCUUUCCAGGUGCCUCCGCUUCUCCUUCUUAUGUCAGCACUAGAGUAAAUGCAGCUUGAAGUGCUGACACAUGGCUUGUUCUUUUUGCUGUUCUUCCUCUCUGAUAUCUCUGUAUGGUACUGUUUGCAAAUCCAGAAGAACUGUUUAUUGGUAACUGUUAAUUGUGUAUGACUAUGACAACUGGUGAGAAGACUUUGUUAUUCACUAUUGCCUGAUUUAUAUGUGUAUGACCUAGACUGUUUAUUGGACUAUGCUUUACUUUUUCCUGAAAGUAAACUAUAACACAACUCAG